AGCUAUUCCAGUAACUCUGAAAAUACUGAAAAAUGGCACAAGUCUCAUCACUUUAAAUAGUAGGCGUAUUUUCGUUUUCGUAGACAAUAUUUUUAAUUCCGAGAUAUUUGACAUUUACAAAAAACUUCCUUGAAUUAAUGUAUAUGUAUAAUUUAUUAAUGCUUUCAAGAUGAUGAACCAAUAUAUAAAAGAAUUAGAACAAGACCCGUUCGAUCCAGAUGAGUUUGUUGAAAGAAUGGUACGUCGGGGAAUGUCUGAAUCCCGCCUACAGGAUGAUCAGUUUGACCCUGAAAUGAUACAUGAUAUAUUUACCCAAGCCAUACAGGAUUUAAAGGUUUUACAAGAAAGACAAGAAAGGAAGUGUGCAAGAUUGGAACAAGCAGUUCAAGAGGAGGAGAAGUUGUAUGGAGCAAGACUUUCUGAAAUCAUGGAUCAGCACACUCACUGCGUGAACGUUUUUAGCUCAUUGGAUGAACGUAUGUCGCGGUGUGGAGGCAGAGCUCUCGAUGUUGGGGAGAAAUUAGGCGCUGCAAGAGCACCUCGAGCUAGGGCUGCAGCAGCCAGAGACCUGCUGUCUCAUCUGACUCACUUCCUUAGCCCAGGGCCUGUUAUCACGGAUCUGUUUAAUGACUCUAAUAAGCUCAACGAAGCAGCUGAUGUUAUACAAAAGCUUCAUACUAUAGCUCAAGAAUUACCACCUGAUAAAUUUGAGAUAGCUAGAAAGAAAAUAGAAACAAAAUAUGAUGAAAUUGAAAGAAAUCUUAUCGAGGAGUUUGUGAAAGCUCAGAACCAAGGCAAUAUGGUUAAAAUGAAGGAAAUUGCCGCCAUUAUGACCAACUUUAAAGGAUAUUCUCAAUGUGUUGAUGCUUUUAUAGAAACCAGUCAAGUGAAUACUCUACUUGGCAAAGACAUUUUUAGCGCAGUGUUACCACUAUGCAAAAAGAACUACACCAUCAUCAGCAAUGUAUUUCCGAAUCCUGACCAAGUUAUGAGCAAGUUUGUUUUGAACAUUUUCCACCUGAAGUUACAAAAGUAUAUUCAGACAAAACUUGCGGACAAAAGUGAUGUUGACAAAUAUUUAAGGAAUCUCUAUGAUAUGUAUACCAGUACACAGCGGGUGUGCGAUGAACUAGUGGCCGCCGGGUUAGUUUCCGCUGACGGCAAUUCAAAUACUGGUGAUUUGCGACGAGAGGCAUUAGUUAACGGGGCAAUGGCCGGCGCUAACGACGGUUACCCCGCUCUGGAGGGGAGGAGACUGAAAGCUGCAUUAGCCAACGCUCUAAACAACUACUAUACUGAGAAACAACACAUCAAGAAGCAGAUACAAGGCGGAGGUUUCCAAGAACUCCGACGCGACUUGCAAGCUGUGAUCGGUACGCGCGCGAACAUCAACAUCGCCCAAAUUGAGAAUUACGGUGGCGAAACUUUCCUCAGCGAAACUCUGGUGCAGAAAAUGCUCAACGAUGCCAAAACCUCAUUCGUGCGAUGUAAAACGUUAUGCACACCGAAUGAACUUCCUGGAACGACUAUUGGCCUGCUAGAAGUGUUGAUUCAGAAUUUACUGGUGGAACAUGUGGACUACGCCUUAGACUUGGGUCUCCAAUCCAUUCCGAUUGCAGAAAGCAAAUCACCACCUCAGAUAUAUUUCUUCGACAUCGUCAAACAAGCGAAUGCUAUAGUAAAAAUGUUUAAUGAUCACUUUCAAGAAUCCAUAUUGCCAUGUAACAGUUCAACAUCGAAACAAAGCGAAUGCAUACAAAAGAAGGUGUCCAUAAUAGAACAGCUUGAAAGUAAGCUAGAUGCUGGACUCGAACGAGCCAUUGCUGCUGUAGUGAGCUGGGUUAAGCUGCAUCUUCAGACUGAACAGAAAAAGGCUGACUUCAAACCCGAAGGGGAUAUCGACACGCUUGCAUCGCCGGCAUGUCUAGCUGUGGUGUCUUACUUGAACUCCGUUAUGGAAAAGAUUCACGCGGGUUUGGAAGAAGACAACUUGAGCGCUGUCACUUUAGAACUGGCUGUACGACUUCACCGAGUCAUCUAUGAGCAUUUGCAGAAUUUCCAGUUCAAUUCAGCUGGUGCUAUGAUAGCGAUAUGCGACGUGAAGGAAUACCGGUCAGCGGUGUGUGGUAGGGGGGCUCGAGCAGCUCCCGCGCCCGCGCACUCGUUGUUCGACGCACUGCACGCCCUCUGCAACCUGCUGCUAGUGAAGCCGGAGAACUUGCAUCAAGUGUGCGAAGGGGAGACUCUGGCGGAGUUAGACCAGUCAAUUCUGCACAACUUUAUUCAGCUACGUUCUGAUUACAAGAGUCACAAGCUGUCAACGUUCCUCAAAGCUGGCAGUUCUUUAUUACUGGCUGUGACCUGCAUAACAUCACAGGGAAAAGGUUGAGGCUGAAAACCAGCACGGACCAGGGUAAACCUUGGCUCCGCUUACGCUGAGCCUCGUCCUCUUGCCUCCGCUUACGCUGAACCUCGUCCUCUUGCCUCCACUUAAUUUUAUUUUAAGAUACAUACUUGUAAUUUUGGUUUUCCCAUAUAUAGUACGUUUUAAUAAGUGUAUUAUAAUUUGGAGGCAAUAAAACAGUUAUUAUUAUUAUUUAUUAUUGAAUACCAUCUACAUAAGCCGAUUUUAGGUAACAGACCUGUAUGAAAGAUUUCGAAACCGUGUUUCGUAUUUCACCUACAUCAGAAUGUCUGCAGUGGAC
This is a messenger RNA of Chilo suppressalis (striped riceborer), 2705 nucleotides long. Lineage: Eukaryota; Metazoa; Arthropoda; Insecta; Lepidoptera; Crambidae. The record is from the annotation of a GenBank genome assembly.